This is a messenger RNA of Marchantia polymorpha subsp. ruderalis, 561 nucleotides long. Lineage: Eukaryota; Viridiplantae; Streptophyta; Marchantiopsida; Marchantiales; Marchantiaceae. The record is from the annotation of a GenBank genome assembly.
AUGAGGACGAAGCAAGUCGCCGAGCCUAGUAAGCUUGGGGCGCAAGUCUUAUCGACUCGGAAGUCGUCCGCUGCAAAGUACGGACAGAAAAGGACGGAACAGAGCAGGCGAGGCGAAAACCUGAAGGCAGCAGAGCUGGAGGAGCGGGCGGGGGCCGCUAAAUGUAGGAGAGGAGCGGGACGAAGGGAGCACGCAAAAGGUGUCGCCACGAAGGAAGGAAGGGGACGAAGAAGCACUCCACGAGGAGGAGAAAGAAAAGCCGGGCAGGGGAGGAGGAGGAGGUCAGCCUGGCCUGGGAAGGCGGACGUCAAGGUAAGAGAGAGGAAGGGAAAGAAAGGGAAGGGGGCAGGGCAGCGAUCCCUAAGAAACAGCAGAGAGCAAGGGAGGGAGGGAAUUGAAAGUGGGCCGUGCGGUAGAAAUCGGCACUGCUGUAGUUGGGAGAGCGAGGCCGACAGCGGAAAGAAGGAAGGAAGGCGAGGCGAGGGGAAGGGAGGGGAGGGGAGGGAAGAAGGAAGGAAGACAGGCCCGGAGAGGGACGGGAGGUAUCGAAUUGGCCGGUAG